Molecule: messenger RNA, 2487 nt
Organism: Penicillium pulvis
Lineage: Eukaryota; Fungi; Ascomycota; Eurotiomycetes; Eurotiales; Aspergillaceae
Exons: 1
Coding region: 1-2487 (828 amino acids)
Source: RefSeq, a predicted model, not a curated record
AUGUCUUUGUUGAGACGCAUUUUUAGCCCUCGCUCCGCCGAGGAGACUCGAGGUGAGGGAAGCGACAACAACGACUCCGUUGGCCUUCCCUCACCACCUGUUCCUCAGGUCAGACGUGAACGUGCUCGCCUUCAACGCAGAUCUGGAGCUACGGCUCCUACUACUUCAACCAAGGAGACAACACCCCGCGGUACUCGCUCUCUUGAACGCAUUCGAAAUUUAAAAGGCCAUGCCACUCGGGCCCUGCGAAUUGCUAGUUCGUCUGUUCGAGGAUCUUCACCCGAAAGCACUGAGCGCCUCUCCACACCACCAGUAAACUCUGCGCAGUUGAAGCGAGAACAAGUGAUUGAGUCUUUCGAGGUGAUUGCUCCUCACGCUAAAGCACUUGGCUCUAUUCCUGCAACGGUGUGUUCCUCGUCGGCUAUAGAAGCCACGAAUACCCCCCUCCAGUUGACUGCUACAGACAAAUCGCCAGAGCUAUCUGCUCCCUCGCCAACUGUACCGGAAUCAUCGUCUUCCCUAAGUCCGCCGAGUACUAUUGUGCAGUUUAAAGCCGAGAAUACUCCUAAUCAUACCAACCCACUGUGCUUCACAGCCCAGUACCACUCGUCUCCGAUUGAGCCUUCAACACUAGCCGUGGAAAGUUUUUCAUCCUCUCCACCCAAUCCACCGAGUAUUACUCCGCAAUUAAAGGGCGAAAGCCCGUCUGCUGCUACCACAGCAGCUGUACUGCAACUCGCAUCUUCUCCUUUCAGCUCAUCUCCAAUUGGAACUCCCACUGCCUCUGCCGCUAAGAAAUACUUGUACUCCAUUCCUCAGUAUCACUCGCCUCCCGUUGAGACUACCACAUCAGCCGUGUCACAAUCCACAUCUUCUCCUCUCAGCUCACCAAUAAGUAUCGCGCAGUCUCAAGGCGUAGAGGCUUCUGCUGCUACUACCACGCCAACCGUGCCGCAAUUCAAAUCUUCUUCCCUCAGCCCACCAAGCAGUAUUGCGCAGUUCCAGGGCGGAAAGAAGUCCGUCCUUCCCAACCCCCAUCACCACCUAUUCUUAGUUGGAGUUCCCACCGCCGCUGAUAUGCCCAAGUCACGCAAGCGGAAGAGCCCAAGCAUCGAUCUUGAGCCCCCUCGCACACCAAAACGCCGAAGUCCUGGCAUCCGGAAACAUGAUCUGAAUAUCUUAAAGGGUUCCGCCCUACCUACUUACCAUUCUGAGCCGCAUACGAAGCGCAAGCGAGACGAAAAGGACGAAGGACUAGUUUGCUCUUACGUUGCCCAAAGCCCCAACGAAGAUUCUACAUCAUCGCAAUCUUCACACUCUCUAUACUCAGAUCAUAGUAUUGAUCAAGACUCUGAGCCUGAUUCAUCCCACAACCGACGCCGCUCUGGGUCGCCCAGUUCUUCACCAUCCCCUUCAAAGCGAGCGAAAAUGAAUCAAAAGCAACGGGUCAAUGGCAAGAAACAUGAGGAAAAUCCGCGUUCUGUCAAGAUUAGAAUCAAAGCCUCUGUAGGAAAAAAGCGUCCAAACACCAAGGGGAAGGAGAAGUCUCACGAUAAUGACGAAAUUUAUGUUGACAUUGGGCAAAGUGAAGAAAGUGACUACCACAUAACAUCAGCCGAACGAAACGAUCUGCUGUAUGAGCUCACACGAGAAAGAGCCAGCCGCAUGGCUGAAGCGGUGAAAAUCCCCCCAGAUUCUGGACUGGGAUCAGUGCAGGUCAAACUGGUUCGCAAGCUAGCCACCCGUGGCUGCAAGCCUGUCAUGUCCCGAUUCUGGGCCAGUGAUUUCACCACCUGGCCUGAAUCACUGUUCACCUCAAUCAGUGAUGGAGAAUCCGACUCUGCAGAUAGAGAUGGUGAAAAUCUCAUGUUCAAAUCACAGAACAUGUCAGAUAACUACGCCAUAAAGGCGCUCCAAGAAUUGUUUGCGGUCAGUGGCCGCGUGCGAGACUGCUCGCUCCUGUCAGUUGAGCCCCAGUUUGUCGUGGGAAAAGCCAUUCGGCAGUACCUGCACUGGGCAAUUGACGAUGCAGGUCUGAAGACCACCGGACAGACCAUCCCGGUGCAUUGCAUCUGCCCCCGGAUACCUGGGGAAGAAAUCUUCGCGACAAUCAUGCGAUGCUCGCGAAAGCUGGAGAGACUAGGAAAGCGCCAUCAAAUGGCGCACCGAGACCGCGAAACAUUCUGGCCGACAAUGAUUGGCUUUGUAAUCGCAGGACCAAUCGUAUGCCUGCUGUCUCUUGAUACCGACCCCAGCUCCGAGGUGUGGUCUACCGAUGACAGCUCCGAUGAAGAGAGCCCGGCGAAGUUUUUGACCCAGUUCGAUCUCUCCGAACGGGAGCAGGACGUUUGGAACUCCCUUGCAGUUGCCAUUUGCGUUAUACAUCUCCGGGAUACGCUUAUCGAGCUCGCCAAAAGCUACCCUGCGAGCCGGGCUGUUCCCAUAAUCCGGGGACUUGGGGAUGAGACCGACGACGAGGAUAUAUGA